AUGCACACGAGGAAAGUUCAGGUAUCAGUCAUAGGAGCCGCAAGCAGCAUUGGCUCCAAUGUAUGUUUGUUGCUGAAGCAGAAUCCGAAGGUGGCCAAGUUGAAGCUGUAUGAUUCCGAUCCUAAAGUGAAGGGGAUCGCGCGGGAGUUGAACCAACUGCCUCUCGGUCCUUCCGCGGUCGGUUUCACAGGGGACGAUGAACUAAGCGCAGCCAUCACUUUAUCCAGCCUCAUACUAAUGCUGUCCAGGGUAUCCUCUCCUCCCACAACACCGACUCAGGAAGUCCUCAAUGCCAACGCACCAUUCGUUCAAAAACUGUGCAAAGCGAUGUCCGAAAGAAAUCCUGACGCAUUCUUAUGUGUGGCCACCAGCCCUAUAAACGCUAUGCUGCCGUUCACGAGUGCAAUGCUGUAUAAAUACAGAAGUUACAAUCCCUUUCGAGUGUUUGGAGUAACGAAUGACGACGUAACAAGAACUAAAUCGUUGGCUGCGGAUUUGUUGCAAGCAACACCGCGUCACUUGUCGAUACCAGUCAUAGGGGGGCAUUCGAAAGAUACCAUAAUUCCUUUAUUUUCUAAUAUGAUGCCAGAGUUUUAUGUGUUGGAUGGUCGCGAAGCCGACGUGCUGACAAGGCUGAUAAGGAGAGCCGAGACUGAUGUCUUCAUGACCAAAGGCGGAUCCGAAUAUGAUUCUUUAGCGGUGGCAUGGGCGAUAAACGAAUUUGUGGAAAAACUCAUCGAUGCUCUUUGGGGUCAACAAGUCGAAGUUCACAGCUACACGGCAAAUCCGCAUUUUGGCACGAGAUUUUUCUCUGGACCUUCAACUGUCGGGCCUUAUGGUAUAGUUAGAACUUCCAGCAAUUUUCCUAUGAGUGAUCUGGAGUGCGACCUGUUGAGCGAGGCAAUGCCUAUCUUGAAUAAAGAUAUCUCAAUGGGAGAAGAGUUGUCUCGCAUGUAUGUUUGA
Molecule: messenger RNA, 963 nt
Organism: Pectinophora gossypiella (pink bollworm)
Lineage: Eukaryota; Metazoa; Arthropoda; Insecta; Lepidoptera; Gelechiidae
Product: malate dehydrogenase-like
Exons: 1
Coding region: 1-963 (320 amino acids)
Biological process (GO): carboxylic acid metabolic process; tricarboxylic acid cycle
Cellular component (GO): mitochondrion; cytoplasm
Molecular function (GO): L-malate dehydrogenase (NAD+) activity
Source: RefSeq, a predicted model, not a curated record